GGCCAUGAUGCCGUUCGUGUCAACUGCAGUGUUCUUGAAGUACGACAAGGGUUGCGGGGUCAACCAGGAGAAAAUCACGAAACACGUCGAGCUGAUCAAGAGCUGCUACCAGGCGGAGAACAGCUUAGUCAUCGUGAAGGCCACCAUGAAGGAGGCUCUCAAGCUCGUUGCAGCUGAGAACACGAUCAAGUUCAGAUCGGACGCCGAAUUAGAAGAUUGGGCGGAGGAGAUGCAGGGCCGUGUUCGGCACAUGCUCAGGCACGUGAAUCAGUACAGGAAGCGUGACAGCGCGCCGAGGUGGUUCCAGAAGCUCGGCAUCGACGGCGCAGGCGGCAGCAAGGCCAAGGCUGUGAAGGGUCAGAAGGCUGCGCAGCGCAAGAAGCCCAAG
This is a messenger RNA of Prorocentrum cordatum, 388 nucleotides long. Lineage: Eukaryota; Dinophyceae; Prorocentrales; Prorocentraceae. The record is from the annotation of a GenBank genome assembly.